Guyanagaster necrorhizus is the source of this 1757-nucleotide messenger RNA. RefSeq names its product multidrug resistance protein 4. NCBI's taxonomy places the organism in Eukaryota, Fungi, Basidiomycota, Agaricomycetes, Agaricales, Physalacriaceae. The record is from RefSeq and is a predicted model, not a curated record. Gene Ontology annotation, molecular function: transmembrane transporter activity. Gene Ontology annotation, biological process: transmembrane transport. The transcript is spliced from 17 exons. Gene Ontology annotation, cellular component: plasma membrane. Bases 334 to 1596 code for a protein of 420 amino acids.
GAGAGUUUUAGCACCGUUCAGGUCCCCCCUUUUCCUUCCCUUGCUUCUGAAUAAAUAUUCUUCACCAUGGCCGCCGAAGCUGAAGACAGACCUGGGGUGCCCUCUGCCCAUUCCUCGAUCACUCUCCCACCCGAUGCAAAGCCGAAUAACAUUUCGCUAGGUCAUGGAGAAUCUGCCAUUCCCACUGACACAAAGGAGGAAGAGAUUGAGCGGCAUGAGGACAGCUGGGAGGACGAUCCCAGAAAUCCUCGGAAUUGGGCUCUGAGGAAGAAAUGGAUCACAGUAUCAAUCGUUUCUCUCUAUACAUUUCUCUCGCCACUCGCUAGUUCCAUGAUGGCGCCAGGUCUACCGCUUCUAGCAGUGCGAUAUCAGAUCACCAAUGAGACCGUCAUCCCUCUGACACUCAGCAUCUUCCUGAUCGCCUUCGCCCUUGGGCCUUUAAUUCUAGCCCCAUUGUCAGAGAUGUACGGUCGUACAUGGGUACUGCACACUGGAAACUUGCUUUCCCUGGCUUUUAAUAUGGGGUGCGCGUAUGCGCCUAACGCGGAGGUUUUGAUUGGGUUCCGGUUCCUCUCUGGGCUAUCGGGAUCUGCACCUAUAGCGUGUGGCGGAGGAACCAUUGGAGAUCUCUUCUCAGAGCGUGACCGUGCUUCUGCCAUGGCUCUUUACAGUCUUGGCCCGCUCCUUGGCCCUGCAAUUGGCCCCGUCGCCGGCGGUUUCAUCGCUAAUUCGAUAGGUACCAAAUAUGUCUUUGUGAUCAUCUCAGGAUUAUGUCUGUUGUCCGCCGUACUUGCGUUGCCGCUGCUGGAGGAAACCUACUCGCCGGUAAUCCGAAAGCGUCUUACUAAACGCCCGGGCGACCCCGAGAAGGCAGCGCAUUUCCACCUUCCCACUGCACAAACGAGCAAAUUGGAGUAUCUGUGGGUCAAUAUUUCGAGGCCCAUCAUUUUACUCUUUCGGAGUUUUAUCUGCUUCAUUCUGAGUCUGUACAUGGCGUUCAUGUAUGGAAUCUACUACCUGAUGUUUACGACAUUCCCGAUGGUUUUUAAUGACAUAUACGGCUUCAACACCGGUGUCGGAGGACUUGUAUACCUUGGAAUAGGCUUCGGUUUUUUUGCUGCUUCAGCAUUCGGUGCUAAAACUGCUGAUCAGAUCUACCACUACUUAGCAAAGAGGAACAACGACGGCGUCGGUAAACCUGAAAUGCGUAUUCCUGCUUUGUUCUUUGGAUCCUUUUUUGUGCCUAUUGGGUUAUUCUGGUAUGGAUGGUCUGCCCAGGCCCAUGUUCACUGGAUUAUGCCGAUCGUUGGUUCUGGUAUUUUCGGAUUUGGUGCGAUGACAACAUUCAUUCCCAUACAACUAUAUCUUGUUGAUACGUUCAAGUAUGCCGCUAGCGCACUUGCUGCUGCAUCGGUCUUCCGUUCUUUACUGGGUUUCGCAUUCCCUUUGUUCGGUGGACAGAUGUUUAACGUCCUCGGACUUGGAGGCGGAAACUCAUUAUUGGCUGGCUUAAGCAUCCUCCUAGGCAUUCCAUUCCCUGUAUGGAUCUACUACAGGGGAGAAGCCGUUCGGCUGAAUAGUGACUUAAGUCGCUGAGGUUGGUUCAUCAUAACGUUUACAGUCCUCUGGGUGGAUUUUCGGGUCAGGUUUAGAUAUUACAGGCUAUGUGAAAAGUACGCCAGUCAAGUUUGAUUGCAUUCAGUUACGUAAAAAUCACUGUCUAUAACUAUCAACGAGGAUCAUUUGGUCUACGAGAA